Molecule: messenger RNA, 1897 nt
Organism: Candoia aspera
Lineage: Eukaryota; Metazoa; Chordata; Lepidosauria; Squamata; Candoiidae
Gene: CERS1
Product: ceramide synthase 1
Exons: 7
Coding region: 79-1128 (349 amino acids)
Biological process (GO): ceramide biosynthetic process
Cellular component (GO): membrane
Molecular function (GO): sphingosine N-acyltransferase activity
Source: RefSeq, a predicted model, not a curated record
GCGCUGAUGGGCGGCUGCAGCAGGAGGCAGCCUUGCACUUGCACUUGUGCGACGAAGCCGUGAGCGGCCGGAGAAAGGAUGCAGGCGCCUGAGCCUAUGCCGAGCUACGAGCAGCUGCUGCGGCGUAGCUACCGGAGCCUGGCCGGGGCGCUGCGGAGCUGCAGAGACUGCGGCUGGGAACUGUCCCGCCGGACGUGGGCCGAGAACGCCCAGCUGGCCUGGACGGAGGCGCUGCUUUUUCUCCUGUGCGCCGUCGGUUGGACUCUAGCGCGCCGCGCAGCCGCUCGCUACCUCUUUCGGCCCAUCGCUGAGUGGUGUCACUUACCGCCCAAGGAUGCUGCUAAGAUGCCUGAAAGUGCCUGGAAACUGGCUUUCUACAGCAUCUCCUGGUUAUACAGCACAUACUUGCUCUUCUUUGCUGGAUACCCCUUUUUCCAUGACCCGCCUUCUGUCUUUUAUGAUUGGAAAAAGGGGAUGGAGGUGCCAAUAGAUAUUGCAAUCGCCUACCUAAUGCAAGGCAGUUUUUAUGGCCAUUCUGUCUAUGCCACCCUUUACAUGGAUGCCUGGCGCAAGGACUCGGUCGUCAUGCUCACUCACCAUGUGGUCACUCUGGCUCUCAUCAUUUUCUCCUAUGUUUUUAGAUACCACAAAAUUGGGAUUCUUGUGCUCUUCCUUCAUGACUUUAGUGACAUCCAGCUGGAGUUUACCAAACUCAAUGUUUACUUCAAGUACCGGGGUGGCAUUUACCACCGUUUGAACGACACCUUUUCUAACGCCGGCUGUGUCUCCUUCAGCGUUAGUUGGUUCUGGCUCCGUCUAUACUGGUUCCCCCUGAAAGUGCUUUAUGCCACCUGCCACACCAGCCUCCAGUCUGUCCCUAACAUCCCUUUUUACUUCUUCUUCAACGGGCUGCUGCUUAUCCUCACUCUGAUGAAUAUCUAUUGGUUCCUGUACAUUGUUGUCUUUGUGGCCAAAGUUUUGCUUGGACAAGUCCAGGAGGUGAAGGAUUUACGGGAAUAUGAUGCUGAUGCCGCCUCUAAGAAGAAAGGCAGGGAACUUCACCUCCACAAUUCUUGGAAGGAAGGAAAUCAUCUGAAGAAUGGCAUUGUGAAAGACAAGUGGUUAUAGAAGGCACUCGCUGGACCACAGUUGCACAGAGCCAAACUCUGGAGAAACCUGCAAGGACCCCUUCAUUCAAACUCCAGCCUGCUCAGGGGGGCCAAAGAAACAGAGCUGCACUCUACCCCACCCAGGGUUGAUAACUAGUGCUAGUUGGGGAGCAAUGUCCAAGACUGUUUGCAACUUUUCUUUUUUAAACCCUCUGGAGUUGGAUUCCAGCUGGAUUUCCGUUAACAGUGAUGGAUCUAGAAGUAGGAGGAAGGUGAUGAUGCGUCAUUUUGUCAUGUCAGGUUGGAGCAGAGCAUUCACACACACAGUAGCUGCUUCCACCCUUUGGUGAAUGAGUGGCCCCUAGCAGGAGAAGCCCCCACCAGGGUGAAGGGAUGAGGAACUGUCACUUUUCUGUGGCCUCUGCCUGGCAGGGCCCUCUCUGUGAUGGCCCCGCAAAGGUGACACUGCUUCCCCCUUGGUUCAGGACCCCUGAUUGGUUAAGAGAAAUAAUGGGGAAUCCCUUCAGAAUCUCCAGCUGGCAAAGGGAAUGGUGGAAGAGAAAAAGCACAUGUGCGAAUCAAUGAAUUUUCAGCCUUGCACAUUUGGGUUGAAAAGGAGUAUCCCACAGUGCUCUGCGGCACUUUUAUCAUUGUUCCCUUUUCUAAACAAUGUUUUUUUCCUCCUCUUUGUCCUGGUUGGGAGAGGAAAACGGGGUUGCGGUGCUUUGUCUCUCUGUAUACAUUGGUUUAGGUUGUAUACAAAAUAAGGCUUGAAUUCACAAUACAAA